Molecule: messenger RNA, 1940 nt
Organism: Theobroma cacao (cacao)
Lineage: Eukaryota; Viridiplantae; Streptophyta; Magnoliopsida; Malvales; Malvaceae
Gene: TT7
Product: Cytochrome P450 superfamily protein
Molecular function (GO): iron ion binding; oxidoreductase activity, acting on paired donors, with incorporation or reduction of molecular oxygen; monooxygenase activity
Source: RefSeq, a predicted model, not a curated record
CCUUUCCUAUAAAUAAACUGAGAUCUUGUCCGUUCAUGUAACACUCUCUGCUCUGCUCAUCUCCUUCCUCAUCACUAAUUUGAACACUUUCCACAAAAAGACUGAAAAACCAAAAAGAGAGAAACACCCAUGGCUUCAUUUCUUCUGUACUCUAUACUCUCUGCAGUUUUUCUGUAUUUCAUUUUCGCUACCCUGAGGAAGCGCCACCGUCUGCCUCUCCCUCCGGGCCCAAAACCAUGGCCGAUCAUUGGAAACUUGCCUCAUAUGGGCCCAGUGCCUCACCACAGCUUAGCAGCCUUGGCCAAAGUUUAUGGGCCCCUCAUGCACCUGAGGUUAGGAUUCGUGGACGUGGUGGUGGCGGCGUCGGCAUCCGUGGCGGCCCAAUUCUUGAAGGUGCAUGACGCCAAUUUCUCUAGCCGGCCGCCCAAUUCUGGUGCCAAGUAUGUUGCUUAUAACUACCAGGACCUGGUGUUUGCGCCUUAUGGACCCAGGUGGCGGAUGCUCCGUAAAAUCAGCUCCGUCCAUCUAUUCUCCGGCAAGGCUUUGGAUGACUUUAGACACGUUCGCCAGGAUGAGGUAGGGGUGCUGGUACGAGCUUUGGCAGAUGCUAAAACAAAGGUGAACUUGGGACAGCUGCUGAACGUGUGCACAGUGAAUGCGCUAGGGCGGGUGAUGCUUGGGAAAAGGGUGUUCGGUGACGGUAGCGGGAAGGCUGAUCCGGAAGCGGAUGAAUUCAAGUCCAUGGUUGUGGAGCUGAUGGUCUUGGCUGGGGUUGUCAACAUUGGUGACUUCAUUCCAGCGCUGGAGUGGCUAGACUUACAGGGGGUACAAGCCAAAAUGAAGAAACUCCACAAGAGAUUUGACAGGUUUUUGAGUGCUAUUCUUGAGGAACACAAAAUCAAGGCUCGAGAUGGCAGUGGGCAGCACAAGGAUUUGCUUAGUACGUUUAUUUCUUUGGAGGAUGCUGACGGCGAAGGAGGAAAGCUCACCGAUACUGAAAUCAAAGCAUUGCUCUUGAACAUGUUCACAGCUGGUACUGAUACCUCAUCAAGCACUGUGGAGUGGGCGAUAGCAGAGCUUAUUAGGCAUCCCAAGAUCUUAGCCCAAGUCCGAAAAGAGUUGGACUCAGUUGUGGGCCGAGACCGGCUUGUCUCGGACUUAGACCUACCCAAUCUCACUUAUUUCCAAGCUGUAAUCAAGGAAACCUUCCGGCUGCAUCCAUCAACACCACUCUCCCUCCCUCGGAUGGCAUCCGAGAGCUGUGAGAUCAAUGGCUACCACAUCCCUAAGGGUGCCACACUGUUGGUCAACGUAUGGGCCAUAGCUCGUGACCCUGACGAGUGGAAGGACCCGUUGGAGUUCCGGCCCGAAAGGUUUUUACCCGGGGGUGAAAGGCCCAACGCUGAUGUCAGGGGAAAUGAUUUUGAGGUUAUACCAUUUGGCGCUGGACGUAGAAUAUGUGCGGGCAUGAGCUUAGGGUUGCGCAUGGUGCAACUAUUAGCGGCUACGUUGGUGCAUGCUUUCGACUGGGAGCUGGCUGAUGGAUUAAUGCCUGAGAAGCUGAACAUGGAGGAAGCUUUCGGCUUGACGUUACAACGAGCCGCGCCAUUGAUGGUGCACCCCAGGCCACGGUUAUCCCCGCGUGCUUAUUAAGCAGUAUCUCACCCAUCUUAAUGUAUCUAGCUAUGUGUGCGUUCACUGUUAAGAGCGUUAUUGCAGAUAAUACUUAAAUGCACGAAUUUGGUGACCCGAAUUUGCUUGGAAUAGUUUUGGGCUUCAGUUUCAUCUUCAUGAAUCUUGGCUUGGGUUGGAAUUGGUUGGCAGUUUACUUCUUAAUGGAUAACAAACUUUGAUAUCGUCAAGAGAGAAAUAAUCCAACAAGAGUUACAUGUGCUCCUUUGCUAUUUUAAGCAAAUACUAUAUUAUUACAUGCUUAUGAA